Acanthosepion pharaonis is the source of this 1095-nucleotide messenger RNA. The record is from the annotation of a GenBank genome assembly. NCBI's taxonomy places the organism in Eukaryota, Metazoa, Mollusca, Cephalopoda, Sepiida, Sepiidae.
AUGGUGCAUAUUUAUAUACCUCUGUCUUGUUGCUGCUUCGUCUCUCUCUCUCUCUCUCUUUAUGCAUCUCUCUCUUUAUCUCUCUCUCUUCUCUCCCUCUCUCUCUCUCUCUCUCUCUCUCUCUCUCUCUCUCUCUCUCGACAUAAUUCAUAUUUCAGCCUUUCAUUUUUACCCUCCUCUUUCUUAGUCUCUCUAUCUUUUGAUUUCUCUCCGUCUUUCAUCGCUACUUUAAAUACAUUUUUCAACAUUGUUCAUGCCUCUUUAAAAUUCUCACCACCAUUCUUCUCUCUCUAUAUCCUCUCCCCUGUGUCCCACCUUUUCUCUGUCUGUUUGAACUGUUGUUUUCUCUCAUCACUGUUACUUGAGCAGUUCUUUCUCUCCUUUUCCUUUUCAUACUCUUCUCUCUCAUCUUCUUUUCCUUCAACUGAGUUCUCUGUAAGUUGCUCUAUCUAUCUAUCUAUCUAUCUAUCUAUCUAUCUAUCUAUCUAUCUAUCUAUCUAUCUGAAAGUGUGGUCAUAUCUAUCUAUCUAUCUAUCUAUCUAUCUAUCUAUCUAUCUAUCUAUCUAUCUGAAAGCGGUCAUUAUCUAUCUAUCUAUCUAUCUAUUUAUUUAUCUAUCGGAAAGUGGCCAUAUCUAUCUAUCUAUCUAUCUAUCUAUCUAUCUAUCUAUCUAUCUAUCUAUUAUUUAUCUCCUGUCUGUCUAUCUAUCAAUUUAUCUCAUAAUAUUCACUAUCUAUCUAUCUAUCUAUCUAUCUAUCUAUCUAUCUAUCUAUCUAUCUAUCUAUCUAUCUCGGUGUAUUAAUAUCUAUCUGUUUAUUUCGGUGUGUUUAUAUCUAUCUAUCUAUCUAUCUAUCUAUCUAUCUAUCUAUCUAUCUAUCUAUAUCAAUGUAUUCAUAUCUAUCUAUCUAUUUCUGUGUAUUCAUUAUCUAUCUAUCUAUCUAUCUAUCUAUCUAUCUAUCUAUCUAUCUAUCUUGGUUGGGUUGAUAAGCCGUAAAAAACGAAUCAAUAUAUCUCUCUGUAUGACCCUCCUCUCUCGCUCGCUCUAUCUAUCUAUCUAUCUAUCUAUCUAUCUAUCUAUCUAUCUAUCUACUCUCUGA